Zea mays is the source of this 1650-nucleotide messenger RNA. RefSeq names its product immediate-early fungal elicitor protein CMPG1. The transcript has a single exon. Lineage: Eukaryota; Viridiplantae; Streptophyta; Magnoliopsida; Poales; Poaceae. Gene Ontology annotation, molecular function: ubiquitin protein ligase activity. The record is from RefSeq and is marked validated. Bases 124 to 1467 code for a protein of 447 amino acids. Gene Ontology annotation, biological process: protein ubiquitination.
CUCUCCACACCUCACCCACCAAGAGACCAAUCCAGCAGCACACGCCUCUCCGUCGUCGUCUCCGAUAAUUCAUCGUCGAAAUCCUGCCCUUCUAGCUUCGCUUCCUUCAGCUAACUGGUUUCGAUGGCGCUGCUGGUGCGGAGGGCACGGAGGGCGGCGACCAAGGCCGCGGUGUCCCUCGCCGGCAGAACCGGCAGCGUGGAGCUUGCCAUCCCGGCGCACUUCCGGUGCCCGAUCUCGCUGGACCUCAUGCGGGACCCCGUCACGGCGCCGGCGGGAAUCACGUACGACCGCGAGAGCAUCGAGGCGUGGCUGGACACGGGCCGCGCCACCUGCCCCGUCACCCACGCGCCGCUCCGCCACGAGGACCUCGUCCCCAACCACGCCAUCCGUCGCGUCAUCCAGGACUGGUGCGUCGCCAACCGCUCCCGCGGCGUCGAGCGCAUCCCCACGCCCAAGAUCCCCGUCACGCCCGUCCAGGCCUCCGAGCUCCUCUUCGACCUCGCCGGGUCCGCGCGCCGCCGCGACGCCGCUGCGCGGUGCGUCGAGGUGGUCACCAAGAUAAAGGUCCUCGCCAGGGACAGCGAGCGAAACAGGAGCUGCUUCGCGUCCAUCGGCACGGGCCGCGUGCUCGCCGCCGCGUUCGAGUCGCUCGCUGCUGCUGCUGCUGACGCCGCCGCACCGGCGGGGCGCGUCCUUGAGGACAUCCUGGCGGCAUUGGUCUGCAUGAUGCCGUUGGACGAGGAGUCCGCCAGGACGUUGGCCUUGCCGACCUCGCUGGGGUCUCUGGUCGCCAUUGCUGAGAACGGCAGCUUGGCAGGAAGGCUGAACGCCGUGCUGGCGAUCAAGGAGGUCGUCUCAUGCGACGGGGCGGCCACUGAUCUGAGCGGGAAGGCCGACGAGAUCGUAGACGCGCUGGCAAAGAUCAUCAAGUCUCCAAUCUGUCCUCAGGCAACCAAGGCCGGCAUGGUCGCCACCUAUCACCUGGCGCUAUACGACGAGCGUGUCGCGGCGCGCCUUGCCGCUGCCGGGCUCGUCCCCGUGCUCGUUGAGGUCCUUGUAGACGCCGACAAGAGCAUGUCCGAGAAGGCACUGGCCGUGCUCGACGCGGUGCUCGCCUCGGAGGAAGGCCGCGCGAGCGCGCGGGCGCACGCGCUCGCCGUGCCCAUGCUCAUCAAGAAGAUGUUCCGCGUGUCCGACCUGGCUACCCAGCUUGCCGUGUCGGCGAUGUGGCGGCUCGGAAAGGCGCACAGCGACGGCGAGGAUGACGGUGCGGUGACGCGGUGUCUUGUCGAGGCGCUGGGGGUUGGGGCGUUCCAGAAGCUUCUCCUGCUCUUGCAGGUCGGCUGCAGGGACGCAACCAAGGAGAAGGCCACCGAGCUGCUCAAGUUGCUCAACAAGUACAAGAGCGUAGGCGAAUGCGUCGACGCUGUGGAUUUCAGAGGGCUGAAUAAGCUGUCAUCUUAAAUCAAUGGGGGCUGCGAUGUAAAAAAUGUGUAUUUUGUAAAACAGAGAGACGAUUUAACUUGUAAGUAGAUGCAGAUAGGCUAGUUGCAAUUUUGUUGGGCGUGCUUGCAUGCUAUUUCAGCAGCUUAGUUUCAAACGGAAACUUAGAUCCGAAUUCCGUUUUAUGAAGAACUUCAGUGUAAA